Capsaspora owczarzaki ATCC 30864 is the source of this 882-nucleotide messenger RNA. RefSeq lists its product as hypothetical. The record is from RefSeq and is a predicted model, not a curated record. Bases 22 to 882 code for a protein of 286 amino acids. NCBI's taxonomy places the organism in Eukaryota, Filasterea, Ministeriida, Capsasporidae. The transcript has a single exon.
UCUUUCUGCACAUGUGACUUCAUGGUUCGGACUCUUGCAGACAUCAUCGACAACAAUGUCGUUCUCAAGGCCACGCUGAAACUUCCGCCCGACAGCGAAAUGCGCCAGUGGCCGGUGGUCGACGUCGCUCUCAUCGACUGGGCAGUGAUGCAGCAGGCUUUGCUGGACGAACUGCAGAAAGAACCGAGUGCGACCUCGAAGAGACUCGCUGCCAUUGCUCUGCUCCAACGUUUGCUGGAGCAAGAGAUGGGUGGACUCAGUACGGGUCCUCAGAUACGCGAACCCAAGACUCGCUUCAAAGGCGUCGUGAACGGGGUGCUUUCGCUCAAGGACGGUUCAGUUCAAUCCGCGGCUUCGAGCGAGGGCAGGUCAACUCAAGUUUUCGCUCCGAUUGACAAGCUGCUCGGGCACCUCGAAGACCGCCUUGGCAAUCUCGCUCGCCUGGAAAUCGUGACACUUGAUCUCUCAGGCAACGACUUGCGCAACAGUGACAUGCCGUACAUUGUGAAACUCGUCCAAGCACUCAAAUGUCCGGUCAUCAAGUUGCGCUCCAACCGCCUGGGGAUGGGCAUCCCAACCAAAGAAGAAAAUACGCCUGUCCACUACCUCGCCUCGCUCGCAGCAGAGGAGUUCGUGCGCUUUGUUGACAUUGUUGGCAACUAUGUUGCGGCAGUGGACUGGGCACCGGCCUAUCAACAGUAUGCAAACGAGACCACCUGGAACAAGUUGGUGUAUAUUCCGUUGUCUUGGCUGGAAGACCACAAGUGGUCUGAACCGGACAUCUGCGGCCAGUACGUCGAAUCCGCAAAGAACUGCCACAAGAAGUUUUACUGGGCCAAUUUGAGCGAUCCUGUCUUUACACGUCAUGAUUCGCUCAAUUAA